Molecule: messenger RNA, 1436 nt
Organism: Onthophagus taurus
Lineage: Eukaryota; Metazoa; Arthropoda; Insecta; Coleoptera; Scarabaeidae
Product: G2/mitotic-specific cyclin-B1-like
Biological process (GO): mitotic cell cycle phase transition
Molecular function (GO): cyclin-dependent protein serine/threonine kinase regulator activity
Source: RefSeq, a predicted model, not a curated record
CGUGAAUCGCACUAAAUUAAUAUUAAAAUAAAAUGAAUAAUCGUGUACAGCGCGUGUUUGUUUGCGACAAUGUGUUAACAUCUUCAAUAAGACAAAGAGUUUCAUCGUCUCCGGGUUAUUCAAAUCAUCUUAACCAAAAACAAUACGACCGAAGAGGCGCACUAAAUGAUAUUGAACCAAAUCGAUGCAACGCAGAUACAAAAUACACAAGCAACAUUAAUUGCCUUUGUGUUGAUGUUCCAAAACAUAAGUCGAAAAGCGCAAGCCAUUUUAAAGAUAAUCCAAAUUGUUAUGAGAGUAAUAUAGAAAAUGGUUAUUAUAUGGAGGCUGGUCCUUCUUGCGCGAAAUCAAAUCAUACCGAUAAAAUAAAGUACGCUACUGUAAGAAAUGCACCACCUUCUGAAAAUGAUUUAAGAUCUUUUGAUUACGACUCCGGAACUGAUGACACGGAUACCGAUGAUGACGUUUUUUUCGUCGCUGAAACACAAAGUAAUCUUAAAAAAUUAUCUCCUAUUUUAAAGAAUAAACGUACCGCAGAACACGCUGUCAUUACAUCUCCAGCUGUUAAAAGGUUAAACCGUAAAAAAACAGAGACAGCAAAGAAUCAAACAAGCAGUAAAUUGGAAAUACAUCACGUUUUUGGAAGGUUGCAUAACAGAGAGUACAUUUUGGAUAAUAUAACUUAUUUAGUAAGUAAUGAAAACCAUCAUUUAGUAGAACCAGAUAAAUUUCAAGAAAAGCAAGUUAACCUAAAUGCUAGGGCAGUUGUGAUAGAUUGGUUAAUAAAAAUCCAGGAGCAAUUAAGUAUGACACGAAUAACAUUUCUUCAAACCGUACGUUUAUUUGAUAAUAUUUUAACAAGUACUAACGUGGCGAUAAACAUGUAUCAACUUGUCGCAAUAACAUGUUAUUGGAUCUUAAGUAAAUAUAACGAUCCCGUGUUUGCUAAUUCAAGAACAAUACUGACGUUAACUGGUGGAGCUUACGACAUUCGUCAAUUACGCAACAUGGAAUUAAAAAUUUUCGAUUACAUGAAUUGUAAAUGCAACAUCGUCGAUCCCUCUGCUUUCCUGGAAUACUACGUCAUUUGUUCUGGAGUUCAAAAUAAGAACAUUCUGUUGGCGUCGUAUUACAUGUUAGAAUUGAUGACCCUUUCACCAUAUUUUUCAACAUUUCCACCGUCAUUAUUGGCGCUAAGUUCAUUUUAUUUGGCAUCGAGAACUUUAAAAGAAAAUUUUAAAUUUAUGAGAAAUUUGCAGAAAUGUCAAGUGUAUUACGAUUACGACGAAACAUCUUUAACUCAACAGCGUAUUUGGAAAAUUUUAGAACGCGUUAUUACGAAAAAGAUUCCAUUUCAAUCAUGUUAUAAUAAAUACAGAACUAUUGAAUAUAACUUUAUAAGUUUUGUAAUAACAAAAGCUUUAACAAAUAAGUAA